Dermacentor andersoni is the source of this 1113-nucleotide messenger RNA. NCBI's taxonomy places the organism in Eukaryota, Metazoa, Arthropoda, Arachnida, Ixodida, Ixodidae. The record is from RefSeq and is a predicted model, not a curated record.
AUGGAUUCUGGAGACGUAUCGGCGGCGUCGGGGCCUCGAGGGAGCGUGCUCGCCGACUGCGUCACACAGAGGUCCUGCUUCACGGAUCAAAAGAUGGUCAAGUUAUCCUUCGUGUGGACAAUCACAAAUUUCAGCCUCUGCCGACAGGCCACUGGGCAAGCACUGCUCAGCUCGACGUUUUCCGCCGGUGAGCACAAGCCCGUCACGUGGCGCCUCAAGCUGUACCCAAGAGGCGCCAGCGAAAAGUACGCAGAUUACGUGUCCCUCUUCCUGGUGUCCUACAACACCAGGCGGGUCUCUGCCAAGGCGAGGUUCUCCGUCGUCGACGUCAGAGAGGACGAGACGAACAGCCGCCAGACCAGCACGCGAAUCUUUUCGCGCCGCGGCGACAGCUGGGGAUACGUAAAAUUCAUCGGCAGGAUGUGUUUGAAACAGAAUGGCAGGAACCUUCUGCCCGACGACACGCUUACGCUCAAGUGCCAACUCACCGCCCUGGAGAGGUCCACGAACGCGCCUGGAUGGAGCAGCGAGGUCGCUUCCAGCCCGCUUCCCCAGUGCCGCCUCUCCGAAGACUUGGAAUGGCUGCUGGACAGUCAAAAUUACGCGGACGUGACGUUUAAGGUGGGCGACGAGGCGUUCCAGGCUCACAGGAGCAUCCUGGCGGCACGCUCAGCGGCCUUCCGGCAAAUGCUCGAGUACCCGGUGGAGGAACAAGCAGUCGACGGGGUAGUCAUCGAGGAUGUCGAACCGGACGUUUUCGCUGCCAUCCUUAGAUUUGCCUACACAGGGCGCGUGCCGGAGCCCAUAGUGAAACCCAAGUCCCUCCUGAAAGCUGCCAACAGGUACAACAUGGACCUACUCAAGGCGUCGUGCGAGCUGGCUCUCAUCUCCUGCCUAUCCGAGGAGUCGGCUGCGGACAUGUUGAUUCUAGCCGAAAAGCACAACGCCGUCACGCUGCGCAACGCCACCCUCGACUUGAUCGGCUCGAACGCCGACGCUGUAGGGGAGACUCCCGGAUGCGAUUCCAAGCGUCACGUCGAUGAGCUCGAACAGCACUUGACGCUGACCAACGGAUGCAUUGAGCCGCCGGCGAAGCGUACUAGGAACUCUUGA